Dreissena polymorpha is the source of this 3411-nucleotide messenger RNA. Its product is annotated as T-box transcription factor TBX2-B-like. Gene Ontology annotation, cellular component: nucleus. NCBI's taxonomy places the organism in Eukaryota, Metazoa, Mollusca, Bivalvia, Myida, Dreissenidae. Gene Ontology annotation, molecular function: DNA-binding transcription factor activity, RNA polymerase II-specific; RNA polymerase II cis-regulatory region sequence-specific DNA binding. The record is from RefSeq and is a predicted model, not a curated record. The transcript has 6 exons. Bases 398 to 2512 code for a protein of 704 amino acids. Gene Ontology annotation, biological process: regulation of transcription by RNA polymerase II; cell fate specification; positive regulation of DNA-templated transcription.
GGUGAAAACAAAUACGCUAAUCACAUGCUGUGCUGGUAUUGAACGUCGUAUAACACAACUUUUAUCUAGUCUUAAAAGAGAGAACAAGCGUUCAUUUCUUGUGUUUCUUUUGAUAAUCGGUGUUGUUAGCUAAGUGAUACAAAAUAUUUUCCGAAAUUUACGCAUUUAGGUGCAAUGUUUUUAUACGUUAAAGAAAUAUUUGAAUCAGUGUGUGAGUGAUUUAAAUAUUUGUAAAUCGAAUAGCGUGUAAGUAAAACGUUUUAACUUCCACUUCACGUGAUACAUAUAACUGGACGUAUAUAGUGUUACAGUGACUGAUAUACUUUCGUGUUCAGACAGACAAAAAUCUCUCACAUUGGAUCACUGAGACUUACGAUAUUCAUGCAUUUGACUACAAAUGAUUUUUCCGGGAUCUAAUUCGCCUGACUCAAGCCCCAUGGCUUACAACCCGUUUCUGCUUCACAGGCCAGGGGACUAUAGUGGCAUGAACUCCCUUCUGGCAGCUCAGGCAAACUACCUUCCUGGCCUCGCCGCAAGUUUCCAGCAUCCGGGACUCGCAAGUUCGCUCCUCCCCAAGUUGCAACAGAGCAUGGGGCGCGGAUUCACGCCGGCGGAUCUGCUCGGGUAUCAGCAUCUGCGGCCGCUGCGCUCCCUAGAACCUCCUGAAGCUGAAGUUCAGGACGACCCAAAGGUGGAGCUGGAAGGAAAGGAAUUGUGGGAACAGUUCAAUAAUCUGGGUACUGAAAUGGUCAUCACUAAGUCUGGAAGACGGAUGUUCCCGCCCUACAAAGUGCGAGUCACCGGUCUAGACAAACGCGCAAAGUACAUUCUUCUCAUGGACACCGUAUCCGUGGACGAUUGUCGCUAUAAGUUCCAUAACUCCCGCUGGAUGGUCGCCGGAAAGGCCGACCCGGAAAUGCCAAAGCGGAUGUACAUCCAUCCCGACUCGCCGAGCACCGGAGAGCAAUGGAUGCAGAAGGUGGUCUCCUUCCACAAACUCAAGCUGACCAACAACAUCUCCGACAAACACGGCUUCGUAAGUACGAUUCUCAAUUCGAUGCACAAGUACCAGCCCCGCUUCCACCUGGUCCGGGCAAAUGACAUCCUCAAGCUGCCAUACAGUGCCUUCCGCACGUACGUGUUUAAGGAGACGCAGUUCAUCGCAGUCACAGCCUACCAAAACGAGAAGAUCACUCAAUUGAAGAUUGAUCAUAACCCGUUUGCGAAGGGCUUCAGAGAUACCGGAAGCGGAAGGAGGGAGAAAAAACGACUUCUCAUGCAUGGGCAGCACACAACCGGAAGUGGGUCUCACUGUGAGCAGACGAGCACUAGUCACGACAGCGAGGCUCACAGUGACGAUGAGGAUAAUGAGAUCUGCGUCGUUGAAACAGACGACAAACCGUGUCAUCCGGACGAUUCAUACGCACACAUCACUUCCGGACCUUCACCGACCGAUUUGACGAGCGCGCGAAUCGAUCAUCGGUUAGACACCACUAAAUCAAGCACCAGCCACGAGGAAUCUGACUCAGAAUCCGAGCAGCGGCACGACAGCUCCAUGGAAAGGCGACAGGAACCACCGUUUGUGUCCCCAGUCAAAUCAACUUUUCCAAGGAAAAUCUGUGAAAGUGACUUUGUGAGUAGCUUUGACCGAAAUAAGUCUCCUGAAAUUCACAGUCACACCAGCGAUCCCAUAGUCCAACCGACAACUUCUAGUCCAAUAGAAAACCGUGCAGCCAGUGUGCGGCACGUGGUACACGAUUCGGAGUCACGUGGAAGAAGCCCCUACAACUCGGAUAACGAGGGAAGUUAUCACAGUAAAGACAUGUCCGAUAAAAACGACACGGACAAUGAGAAAUCGUCAUCUUCAGAUCGACACGAGUCAAGCAGACUACACAUGAAAGAGCAUACAAGUCCUCCAAACGUAACGGUGGUGCAGCCGUCCGUGACGCACCCAAUGUUUUCCUACUUCUACCCACACGGGUACCCGAGUACAACGUCUUCAUUGCCCUACCACAUGUUGCUAAAUCAGGGGAGCUCUACGCUGGCUGCCCACGGCCUCUACCUCCCUUCGUCGCAUGGGGAGCUCAGUCACCUUUCCCCCACCCACGGUCUGUCAGCCUUCGGACAGCUCCACAUGUCCGGGCAUCCGCUCUACCCGAACCUUUCACCGACGUUUUCAACCAAUUCCUCAUCCGGGUCGCUCGGGCCGCUGUUUGCUUCACGAUCUGGAAGUCGGUACUCACCUUACACGUUCCCCAUGACGAAAACAACAAUGGCUACGCAUUCGUCACCGAUGAUGUCUUCAAAUUACAGCAUCGGGUCCCGAUCUCCUCCUUCACCACCAAAUGGUAUCAACUUGAGCCGACAUUCUCCAGUUCGCAGUAGAAGUCCACCAAGUACUACAUCGAGUAACCCAAACAGCGAACUAAAAAGUAUAGAGCGCAUGCUCAGUGGGCUGGACCGGAAACGGGACGUUGGUCCGGAUUCAACCGGUGCAAUAUUUGAAAAGUGACUUCUGAUGUGUUCUAGAUGAAUGAUAACUUACCUUUAUACCGUAUGUGACGUCCAAAGUCAGCAAAAUGGUUGAAUGUGAUCCAUAGCGGAGCCAAGAACUCAGUGCGUAGUUUGCUGCAAAGGGAGAGCACUCUAAAUGUCUCAAUACCAAAGGAAAAUUUCUGUGAGCAUUAUUGUAUUUACAUUGAUGACAUGACAUUGUCGCAUUCUUUCAGACGUUUGUGUUGUUAUUUAUUUGACGGUGUUUAAUUUCAAAUAACUAGUUACACUUUUUGCAUAUGAUAUAUUUAAGAGUUAUAUAUUAUACAGAGGGCUAUGUGCAAGAGGUUUGUGUGAUUUCUAUAUUUAGACAUACGUCAUAUAUACAUAUUCGUUACUGAAUAUAGAGCUGGGGUCAUACAAAUCAACAGUCAGGGAAGUGCGGAUAACCACCCGUAUAAAUGUUUGACGUCAUGUGUGUAAAAAAUUACUGUGAUCAACACAGGGUGCGUUAGGCCGGGUGCUGUAGUUAGAAACAGGGUUGUUGCUGAGGUAACUUUCUUCACCUCGCAAUCAUGGUCCGUAGUCGCCAAUAUGAUGUGUACUUAUAUUGUAUUACAACGUGUAUGCGUUUGAUGUGCGAUCGAUUGAUAUAAUACUGUCUUAUUUCAGAUGAUUAAAAGAGAAAUUUUAGUGUUUGAUUCAGCUAUCAAAUGAUGCUUUGUUCGUAAAGAACGACACAGAAAACCCAAAUGGCAGAUUUAACUGUUAAUGGCUGUUCAUUGUUUAUUCUUAAUAAUAUUAUUAUUAUUGAUGUAUUCUUGUUUUAUUUGUCAAGCUGUGCUAUUUAAGUUGAUGAAUACAUGAUGUAAAUAUCUGCUCUUGGAUACUAAUUGGAAUUAAAUGUUUACCAAAGUA